CAUCAAAUCCUCUUCCUCGCAAGCAGACUGGAACAUCAAUGCGAACAUACCCACUUGGGCUUAUUUAGCUUUCAAGUAUUAGACUGCCUCCCACAGACCUCGGGUUGCAAACACAGCAGCCCAGGUUCUUGCAAAAUGGGCUUCUUCUGUCAUCCUCUAUGGGCCUAUUGUCCUCCUAUGUCCUAUGUUUCUUUUAGCUCUUUUUUGUUUUCUGUUUUACUGUGAAACGGUGCGCUUCUUAGUUCCUUUUUAAAGUAUUCCUCUUUCUUGAAAGGUCAGUGCAGAGUUCAGACUUCCGAGGCUCCCCUGAGAAGACACGUGUAAGUGACAAAUCCCCCACAGACACAGAGUGACAAUGGCAUUUCCUCUGUCCCUCUCUCUCUCUGUUUACUCCGUCACUUUCACAAUCAGUCACUCUCAGCAAUGGAGGGCUUUGGUCCAAAGGAUUCUCUCUCUGAAUUCACUCUAGCUGAGAUUAAAGACAUGGAGAAGAUAUUUAAGGAGAUAGGGGAACAAUCACUUGGUCAGGCGUUUUUCCAGGAUAUUGCAACCAGCUUUAGUUGCUCAGCUAGUUGUGCUGGAAAAUCUGCCAUAACAUGGGAGCAGGUGCAAAGUUGGUUCCAAAAUAGACAUGAACAGUUGCAAGAUAAAGUUACUCCCUCAUCUGGUGCCCUGAAAUUAUUUGAUGAUCUUUCAGAUGUACCUAUUUCAAGCAAAGCCCCUGAAAGCUUUUUAAAUCCUAAAGGUAAAAAGAUUUCAGAUCUUUCAGGGUUGACAUAUGAAGCUAAAUCAAAGAAAGAUAAUGCAUGGUAUGAUGUUGCUUCGUUCCUCAAUUACAAGUUUCUUAGUACCGGCGAACUUGCAGUUCGUGUACGAUUUGCUGGCUUUGGUAAUGAGGAGGAUGAAUGGGUGAAUGUAAAAAGGGGAGUGCGUGAGCAGUCUAUUCCUUUAGAACACUCUGAGUGUCAUAAGGUGAUGGUUGGAGAUCUUGUGCUGUGCUUCCAGGAAAGGGAAGAUCAUGCAGUUUACCAUGAUGCCUAUGUUGUGGGAAUCCAAAAGAGGCAACAUGACAUCAGGGGCUGCAGGUGCAUCUUCACUGUCCGCUAUGAUCAUGAUAAUACUGAGGAAAAAGUUGAUCUUGGGAGGAUAUGUUGCAGGCCAAAACAUUAUUCACAGUCUGCUCUGGAUAUUGAAGUAGGGCCUACACAACAUUAUUCACAGCCCACUUUUGACAUCCAAGAAGGAGUCAGAUUUCCUUUUUAGCUUACAUUCACCCUCAGAAGUGAUCUUUCUUUUCUUUUCUUUUUUGUGGCUAAAUGGAAGUAAUCUUUUUCACUUCUUGCGAAGUGUGACUUUGGGAUAUGUUUGUACAUAAGGUAAAACUUGGGAUAUGUUUGUAUUUAAGGUAAAACUUGUGGUACUCUGAAAA
This is a messenger RNA of Quercus robur (English oak), 1429 nucleotides long. RefSeq names its product protein SAWADEE HOMEODOMAIN HOMOLOG 1-like. Bases 424 to 1263 code for a protein of 279 amino acids. NCBI's taxonomy places the organism in Eukaryota, Viridiplantae, Streptophyta, Magnoliopsida, Fagales, Fagaceae. The record is from RefSeq and is a predicted model, not a curated record. Gene Ontology annotation, molecular function: chromatin binding; DNA binding. The transcript has 9 exons.